Molecule: messenger RNA, 1128 nt
Organism: Myotis lucifugus (little brown bat)
Lineage: Eukaryota; Metazoa; Chordata; Mammalia; Chiroptera; Vespertilionidae
Product: PHD finger protein 10-like
Cellular component (GO): npBAF complex
Source: RefSeq, a predicted model, not a curated record
AUGAUCAGCCUGAUGAAUCUUCAGAAGGCCAAUAGUCACCUAACGCUGCAUCACCACGUCUACGUCAUCACGUCUACGUCAUCACGUCUACGUCACCACGUCUACGUCACCACGCUACGUCAUUUACCUCACGUCAAAUCCUCACGUGCUGCUGAGUAUUCAGUUAUUCUGCAAGAGAAAGAACGCCAGCGCAUCACGGACCACUACAAAGAGUACUCGCAAAUGCAGCAGCAGAAUAGGCAGAAAGUGGAAGCCAGCAAACAACAGACCAAAAAAAAGAAAGCCGCCAAGAAAGCCACGAAGUUCAACAGCAGCCUGAACCGGGAGCACAUGGAGGAGAGGAGGGCAUACUUCGACUUACAGACACACGUCAUCCAGGUGCCUCAAGGGAAGUACAAGGUGUUACCAACAGAGCGGAUCAAGGUCAGCUCCUACCCGGUGGCCCUCAUCCCCGGACAGUUCCAGGAAUAUUACAAAAGGUACUCGCCGGAUGAGCUGCGCUACUUGCCAUUGAACAUGGCUCUUUACGAGCCACCACUGGAUCCGAAGCUGCCUGCGCUCUACAGCGAGGGCGAUUCGGACGAUGCUGAGGAUGGUCACGAGGGCGAGAAGAGGAGAAACAAGGGCACUUCGCCAAAGGUCAUUCCCAGUGCUCUAUGUGGAAUUUGUCUGAAGGGUAAGGAGUCCAACAAGAAAGGGAAGGCUGAACCUCUUAUACACUGCUCCCAGCGUGAGAACAGCGGCCAUCCUUCUUGCCUGGAAAUGACCAUGGAGCUUGUUUCUAUGAUUAAGACCUACCCAUGGCAGUGCAUGGAAUGUCAAACUUGCAUUGUGUGUGGACAGCCCCACCAUGAAGAGGAAAUGAUGUUCUGUGAUGUGUGUGACAGAGGCUACCAAAGGUUCUGUGUGGGCCUCAGUGCUAUCCCAUCAGGUCGCUGGAUUUGUGACUGUUGUCAGAGAGCUCCCCCAACACCCAGGAAAGUGGGCAGAAGGGGGAAAAACAGCAAAGAGGGAUAAAAUAGUUUCUCGACCCCAAUACUGUAAUAUGCAUUUAAGUGAAUUAUUUGGUGCCAACUUAUUUCCAAUUCUCAUUUUUAUGCCAAUAAAAGAUUUUUGAAAUGAAAACAA